AUGAUAUCAUUGCAACGUUCAUCAACCACCUUGCACAAGAAGGAUCUCUCUUCCAACCCUCGUGCUCUCCGUCGUCUACAGACCACUUGCAAGCAUGCCAAGCGUACCCUUUCGUCAGCAACCCAGAUUGCCAUCGAGAUUGACUGCUCCCCUCAGUCGUGCCCUUUUCGAGGAGCUAUCGACAAGGCUAACGUUCAUGAAAUCGUCCUUAUUGGUGGUUCCAUGUAUACCCCCCAUAUUGUCAAACUCGUGUCUGACUUCUUCAACGACAAGGAACCCAACAAGAGCAUCAACCCUGGCGAGGCCAUUGCAUACGGUGCUGCCGUUCAGGCUGCCAUUCUUUUCGGCGACACCUCCGAGAAGACCCAGGACCUCUUACUUCUUGAUGUCAUUCCUCUAUCGCUUGGUAUUGAGACUGCCAGUGGUGACAUGACCGCCCUCAUCAAAUGCAACACCACCGUCCCCACUGGUGUCACAUCUGCGUCACUCCAGGUCCAUUCCAGGAUCCAGUGGACCCGCAAAGCCCAACUUUCGUCAUUUGAGGGCCCGCCCGGCAUGCUUGGUUUCUAUGAACUCCAGCUUCUUCUCCUUGUCUCCCUAUGUCUCAUCUCCCUCUCGAGCGCCAUGUCUCACGACAGAAAGAGCUGA
This is a messenger RNA of Suillus fuscotomentosus, 648 nucleotides long. Gene Ontology annotation, molecular function: misfolded protein binding; heat shock protein binding; ATP binding. Lineage: Eukaryota; Fungi; Basidiomycota; Agaricomycetes; Boletales; Suillaceae. The record is from RefSeq and is a predicted model, not a curated record. Gene Ontology annotation, cellular component: cytoplasm. Bases 1 to 648 code for a protein of 215 amino acids. The transcript is spliced from 3 exons. Gene Ontology annotation, biological process: cellular response to unfolded protein; protein refolding.